CUCCAAAAAGAGUCUUUUUUUUGUUCCUUCCGCCAUGAACCGCGCGGAUCAGCGCGGCCGCGGAACGAUCCCUUUCUAUUUCUGCGUGACCUUUGCGAGCGCCUUGCUGCUCGAAGUUUUGCUGGAGGCUUUCACAAAGCCGAGUACAAGCAGCGUAGGCGAAGGUGUGAGAAAGAACACAGUCGUUGCGCUCGGCCUCACGAUCGGAGAGUUUGCGGGGUGCUGCGUGAUCUCCAAGUCCUUCGGAGGGACUUUGGCGGACGAUGGAUAUCGUUAUGGUCCAAAGUCCUGGGCUCCCUAUAUUCAGAUGGCUUUCUUACUCGUCUUGGGCACCGGGCUGCCAAAUCUGGCAGUGCAUUGGGUUCAGUACCCCUUGAAAGUGACCAUCAAAUCAUCCAAGUUGAUGCUGGCCAUGGCUGUCGCGUAUGCCUUCAAACACCGGAGCAAUCGCAAGUAUACGGCGAGUGAGUAUGCCGGAGCCUUUCUUCUCACUGUAGGAAAUGUGCUUUUCUCCUUUGGUUCUGGGCAAAUCAAUGCCCCUCCUCACCUGGUGCUGCUUGGUGUCAUCCUGCUUCUAGUGGCUUCGCUGAGUGACGUCAUAGCCGUCAACAUGCAGCAGUGGAAGAUGCAGGAGGAGGGCGUUGCGCCCAUGUCCUUGAUGUUGCGUCAGAACUUCAUUGGACUCAUCGGAAAUAUCCUUGUGCUGCUAGCGGUGCUGGCAUCCAAUAGCUUUCAGCAUGACCUGAAGUUCCAGGAAAUGCGGCAUCUCUUGUUCGCGAUGACGGGCAUUGGCCUUCUCACCGGCUUUUCUUGCUGGGCAAACACUCACAUCGUCAAUGAAGGAGGAGCUGUUCAACAGGUCAAAGUGUCCAGUCUUCGCAAGAUCUUCACUGUGAUGCUCUCGUACAUCUUGUUUCCCAAGCACUUGACCCCUUGGCGCGGGUUCGUUUUAGCUCUGCUCGGUGCCGGGCUUUCUUGGCACUUGUUCCAAUGCCGCGGCUCCAAGACGAAGGUCCAGGUGCCGAAGCAGAAGAUCGUGGCCUGCGAGGUGCCGGAGCAGACUCCGGAGCAGAAGAUCGACAGCGUUGACAACCUGAAUGCUGCGGAGAUGGGGGAGGCCAAGGAGUUGAAGAAGUCGGUCCCAGCCCAGGUGACACCGGAGCUCGGGGCCGUCAACGCUCCGCUGCCCAUGAAGCGUGACAGCUCUGAGGACAGCUCCAGCUCAGUGGCCACCACGGCCAGCAUGGCCACCAUGGGCACCAUCUCUCCCAGUCACAGCUUUGGUGAGUUGCCCUUCAGCCAUUCGGAUAGCGGCUAUUCGUCUCGCCAAGCGAUACUGGCACGGUAGAACAUGGG
Molecule: messenger RNA, 1356 nt
Organism: Durusdinium trenchii
Lineage: Eukaryota; Dinophyceae; Suessiales; Symbiodiniaceae
Source: the annotation of a GenBank genome assembly